This is a messenger RNA of Suricata suricatta (meerkat), 3610 nucleotides long. RefSeq names its product perilipin 4 (gene PLIN4). The record is from RefSeq and is a predicted model, not a curated record. Gene Ontology annotation, cellular component: plasma membrane. The transcript is spliced from 10 exons. The coding region runs from base 1 to 1878 and encodes 625 amino acids. NCBI's taxonomy places the organism in Eukaryota, Metazoa, Chordata, Mammalia, Carnivora, Herpestidae.
AUGGUCACUGGCCAAGGGGUCCCGGCAGAGCCGAGCUCUGACCUGUACUUCGUGGAUGGAAACCGGAGGCCCAGACAGCAGUGCCUCGGGGGCGUGGGACGGUCCGCAAAUCCCUGGGCCCUGGCGGGGGUGGGUGCCGUGGGCAGAGGCCGCCUGGUGAGGACAGCAGGGGAAAGACCCUAUAAGGCCUGGAAGCUGAGAGCACAGCCAGCCACCAGCUGCGCCGCCUGUGGCUCCGAGGGACCCUCCGGCACCCCAGCUGCUCAGAGUAUUACCAUGUCUGCUCGAGAGGAAGGAGGCCGAGAUCCUCCCAAACCCAAGGGCAAGACCCUGGGGAGCUUCUUGGGGUCCCUGCCUGGCUUCAGCUCUGCCCGGAGCCUGAUGGCCGGUGCCCACAGUUCUGCGAAAGAGGCCCGGCCAGUCGCGGACCCCACAGCAGCCACCAGCCUGGAGCAGUCGGUGGGCGGAGAGACGCGGCUGCCGCCUUCAGAUAAGAUGACCCCUGGGGCAAAUGACCUGGUGUCCUCCAAGAUGACUAAGACCAAGGAUGCCAUCUCAUCCGGGAUGGCCAAUGUGGUGGACACAGCUAAAGGCUUGGUGCAGGGAGGCCUGGGCAUGACCCAGUCUGCACUCACGGGGGCAGUGGAUGUGGCCAAGGGCACCGUCCAGACUGGCCUGGACACCACCAAGACCGUCCUGACAGGCACCAAGGACACGGUGUGCGGUGGGGUGACAGAGGCCAUGAAUGUGGCCAAAGGAGCUGUCCAGACUGGCAUGGACACAUCAAAGACUGUCCUGACAGGCACCAAGGACACUGUGUCCACUGGGCUCACAGGUGCACUGGGCAUGGCCAAGGGCACGGUCCAGACUGGCCUGGACACCACCAAGAAUAUUGUCACAGGCACCAAAGACACUGUGUCCACUGGGCUCUCCAGGGCAGGAACUGUGGCCAGAGGGGCAGUGCAGACUGGUCUGGGCAGCAUCCAGAACUGGUUACCUGGUACCCAGACCCCUGCCCCCCACCAAGGAGAGGAAGCUCCGUCCUCCAUUGUAUCCAGCACCCCGGACACACUUUGUGCGGGCCUGGACCUUGCCCGGGAAGCCACUGCUGAACCAACACUCCCCCCAGGGGCCACCCUGGGCCGCGAGGAGGCGGUGCACGUGGCUUCCGCACGCAGCUCCGAGGUACCCAUGAGCUUCGCGACGCUCCGGGACGAGCUGAGGGAGCUGGGGGACAUCUUCCACCCCAUGGAUGCCGAGGAGCAAGCCCAGCUUGCCGCCUCUGGGCCUGAGCCCAGGGUGCUCACGGCCGACCAGGACAGCUACUUUGUGCGUCUGGGCGACCUGGCGCCCGGCUUCCGCCAGCGGGCCUUGGAGCACGCCCUGAGCCACCUGCAGCACGGCCAGUUCCGGGCCCGGUCCGCGCUGGCCGAGCUGGAGGACACCUUCAGGCUGAUUCAGAAGGCCGAGGAGCAGGCUCCAGGAGCCCAGUUACCGCCGGGCCAGCGUCCGGGCAGCAGAGUGGAGGAAGGUGCUACCCAAGAGGUGCCGGACUCCGGGGCCCUGGCCAGGGCCUGCGGCCUCAUCCAGCAGCUCCACGUGGCCUACAGCGGCCUGGCCGCCGGCCUCCAGGGCGUCCCCGACGAGCUGCAGCAGCGGGUCGGGCAGGCGCGGCACAGCCUCUGCGAGCUCUACGGCCUCGUCUCCUCGGCCAGCGCAGCCCGCGAGCUGCCGCCGGAGCGCCUGGCCCGGAGCCGGGAGGCGGUGGGCCGGGCCUGGCAGGAGCUGGAGCAGGUGCUGGGGGUGGUGCAGGGCAGCCCGCCGCUCUGUUGGCUGGUGGGGCCCUUCGCCCUGCAGCCUGGCGGCCAGCGGCUGUAGGCCACUCCCCGCCCACCUCGGCGGGGCUGCCUCCCCAGCCUGAAGGUCUGGACCUGGUGGGCUGGCGCGGCCUCGCCCCUGGGGGGGCACCAAGGGCCGUGAAGGCGGCACCACGUGCCGGGCUCUGGGCCUGCCCGUGCCAUCCACCCCUUCUUCUCCGGGUCUCAGGGCCCAGGAUUGCUGAGACUACUGACAGGGAACCUUUGCCUGAGGAUCUCAAGCAAGCACCCCAAGUCUAGAAGGUUCCACUCGGUUCUCUCGCUCCUCCCUCCUGGGCUCCUGGCUCUACCCUCGCUCUAGAGGCAUCCACCCUGACCCCCAGCAAACCGUGUUCCAUUGCAGCACAAUGUACCAGAACGCCUCGGUCUCCCUGGGGCAGGCUCCCACCAAAGGCCUCCCGGCCAAAGGCUCUGUGAGGGCAAAGCUGAAGCAGCCACGGGCCACGGCUGCACCCCAGGGCUGGAGGGCUGGUCUGGGAGGGGAGGGAUAGAAAGCCAGCCCCCUCCUGCCUGGGCCCCCCGGGAGCUGAUGCUCUGUGGCCCCCCAGGCACCUGGGCUGAGGCCAAGUUCAGGGAGGCCCCUCACGCGGCCCAGGCCGGAGAACAGCUGGAGGCAGCACCCGUCCUUCCCGGCCACCCUUCCCCAAACACCCGGGGGCAGCCACACCAGGGGUGGCACGGGGGCGCCCUCACCAAGCCUCACCUGCCCUCCAGCUGGGAGGGGGCCUCACCAAACAAACCCCCACUGCCCGGGACCCGCAUCCCACCCUCCACCCCCCAGUCAGGCCCCCAGGACCACAGCCCUUCUCAGACACGACGCGGUGCCCUGAGCCCCGCACACAACGCCAGCCUUCCCCCAGAGGGGCGCCAGGCUCCUGGGCGCCGGCCACGUGAGACACGGGGGUCAGGUCAGGAAGCCCCUCCGGCCAGUCCUUCCUCGGUCUCCCUCCCUCAAGGUCAGCGCAGAGAGAGAGGAGGGACACAGCUGUUCACACAAGCUGACCAGUAACCGGAGCUCAAGUCCAGCCAAACCAAACGAGGGGCGCCAGGCUCAGGAGUCCCACCCCGACCACGACCUCGGUGGGGAUGGGGGCACCUGACGGGGGGCGGGGUGAGUGCCACUCCGUGGACGCCGCUGUCCGGCCAGCGACUGCCGCGUGAACCCGCGUGCCGGCCCUGGGAGCCUGGGGGUGUGACGCAGGUGAGGAACGAGAAGCCCGAGCCAGAGUGCCACUUGUCCAAGGUCACAGAGCAGGCCGUGCCCUAGUGCCCACACCCCCGGAGCAUCAAGGAUGACGGCCAGCCCGCAGCGGUGCCCCAGGCCUGAAUGGCUCCAACGUCCGAGCUACUGCUUCCGGGGGCCCUGAAUCGUGCCUUGGGGGUCCCGGAACCACCUGCCGCCUGGCUGAGGACAGAGGGGCAGGGCCUCUGGCUCCGGGCCCACCCGCUGGGCCCCUGCUCUCGUCCGGGGGCUGCGCAGCGGCACGCAGGGGCAUCAGACCACAGCCUCCACUGGAGCCUCGGCUACUUCUAGAAAGGCCUCCACCCCCACUCUCCCUCACCAUCAGCCCUGCGGGGCCAGGUCAGGCAGGGGCGCCGUCAGAACCAAGUUCACAUUCACUGUGACCCCUGCGGCCUAAACCCUUUGUCCCUGGGUGGGUCCCGGGCAGCUGCACAAGCAAUGCUAGAAAACCAAAAACCAACUCAAUAAAAGUGACUUUCAUUAAAAAAAA